Messenger RNA from Symbiodinium sp. CCMP2592, 759 nucleotides. Lineage: Eukaryota; Dinophyceae; Suessiales; Symbiodiniaceae. The record is from the annotation of a GenBank genome assembly.
AUGGAUGCGAUGGAGACGCUCUGGCAACACUACAGCGAGGCAGGAUUCGGCAAGCACCUCGCGGGACGUUUCGGCUUCAGCCCGCAGCGAAAGAUCUGGAAGAAGAGGGUCCGAGGACAGUUCGACAAGUUCGCGGAGGAGGUCUCCUGGUUCACUGACACCUGGAAGAAUCGAAACUGGCCGGAUGAGUUCAUCUACACGCUCGAGGCCCCUGCCCGGCUCUCGGAGCUCCGAGCGGGGCACGCGCUGGGUGUAGGUCAUGGCGAGGUCAAGCUGCCUCGUCUUGCGGUUGCAGCGGGCGCUGAAGAUGAGCUAGGGCUCGGUGCUUUCACUGAGGUCGGCCAUCUGCCUCUCACGAACUGCAUCCGAGGGGCCCAAGUCCUAGAGGAGCUGCUGAGCCACCCGGCCAUCGAAAACAGAAAGGCUGCGGCAGUGAAGGCCCGGCCUACGAAGAAGUCAACGGACGAUUCGGACAGUGAAAUUGGCGGAGCCGUGUCUUCGCUGACGGCAGAUGCCAUGGAAACUGUCCGGCCGGCGAGGUCGCCGCGGCUGCACACCUUGGCCGCGGCGAAGUCGCCCUUCGAUCAGGUCCCCAAGGCCGUCAGCCUGGAUCCAUUGCUCAACGACCAGCUCAGCUCCAUGGGGCAGGAGGCAGAGCUUCCAGCACGGGGAGCUGAGCACUUUUCAAUAUUCCAAGCCUGGCAGAUUAGCCACCUGCUGCUGCGUGCGGGGCCCGCCAAAGAUUUCGAGGCGCCGUGA